AUGGCUGCAUCUUCAAAGCCAGAGAUGUUAAUUUGCCAUUCACUUGACAUUUGCGUGCCAAGAAAUGACUACUUCAGCAAAUGUGCAAUUAGUAGUGCUGCUGCUCCUCCCAUAUCAAGUAACGAACAUAAAAUUAUGACUUACCCAAAUAAAAGUAGAGAUAUGAAUAAUAUUCAGGAUAGUGAAAUUUAUGAAUUAGAAACUAACAGUGAACCUGACAUUAAUGAUAAUAACAGUAGUGAAAUAGGGUCUUCUUCUAAAUCAUUAUUAUCUGUACUAAAAGACAAAAAAACUACUGAGUUCAAAAAAAAUUGGUUCUUAUAUAAAAAGGUUCAAAGAAUUGGUAAAAUUUUUACAGAGUCAGUUAAACAAUCUGAACAACUUGAUGUGGCACAAAUAGAUCUUGCACGACAAAAUCAUAUUCGAGAAGAGGAUAUUGAAAUUGUUCAAUUUAAUCAGUUAUCAGCUCUUGAUAUAGAUGAAAAAAUUGGUUCAGAAGAAGAGGAUUAUGAGGAUAGAGAAAUUGAUGAAUCUACAAUAAAAUUACUAUUAAAAGAUUAUGAGUGGGAUCUGUUAAAGAGAAUUGUUGAUGCAUUAAAACCAUUUGAACAAGCAACAAAAUUCUUUUCAGAAAGCAAGUAUCCCACUCUUUCACUAAUAUAUCCCAUUAUUUGCGAAUUACAAAAUAAAUUUAUAAAUUUUAGUUUAGAAUUAAACAUGUUAUUAGAUUCUGAAAAUGAUGACGACACUCAUUCACAUGCUCCAUCGCCACUACCCGAUCUUGAUCAAAUAGAAAAGCAAUUUAAAAUUGCUAUUUCUGACUCUUUGAAUAAAUAUUGGCUCGAUUUUCAUGAAGUUGGAUUGGUAGCUACCCUUUUAGACCCCUGA
Molecule: messenger RNA, 888 nt
Organism: Cetraspora pellucida
Lineage: Eukaryota; Fungi; Glomeromycota; Glomeromycetes; Diversisporales; Gigasporaceae
Source: the annotation of a GenBank genome assembly